Molecule: messenger RNA, 1224 nt
Organism: Physcomitrium patens
Lineage: Eukaryota; Viridiplantae; Streptophyta; Bryopsida; Funariales; Funariaceae
Source: RefSeq, a predicted model, not a curated record
UUUCUGCGACUCUUUUUUAUUCAGUUUGAGGGUUUGGGUUUUUUAGGGCUUAGGGUGACUCGGGUUGGAAUUCGUCGAAUUCGAACAUCUGCUGUAGGGAAUUCUGCAGAUUUCUAUCUCGAAUUUGUGCAGUUGGGUUUUCGUUCCUCGCCAUCGCCAAGAUGUCUGCGGCCAGAGUGGUGAUGGGACGCGCCAAGCGUGGCUUGUACGCAGGUCGUCAUAUUCAAUUCGGGAAUCAAGUCAGUGAAGACGGUGGCAACAAAUCACGUCGGACUUGGAAACCCAAUGUGCAAACGAAACGGAUUUUUAGUUUGGGGUUGGAUCGGUACAUCAAGAUGAAUAUUACCAUGCACGCCCUGCGGUGCAUUGACAAAGCUGGAGGGUUGGACGAGUAUCUGUUGACUACGCCCGAACACAAAUUGGACAAUGACCUAGCCCGGGAAUGGAGGACAAGGAUCGCGGCAGUGUACAACAAACUGUACACAAUGGAAGUUGCCGCUCUAACUGUAAAGCCUGGUUGCGAGAAGAAAUUGCCUCAGCACCUUCAAGCCAGGUCAAGAGGGUUUACGCUAGAACAGUUGAAAGCUUUAGAAGCUCGCAAUUCAUCACACUUAAACGCUUUAGAAGCUGGGAAUGCAUCGUAGAGGUAAGUUUUUAUUAAAAGAAUGUUUAUUGCUUUGAAGUAGUGUACGAGGUAUUUGGGAGGGUUGACUAGGGUGAUUUAGAUAUGAUCAUGACUGACUUAAUGAACUCGAGACACUAGUGGCUUAGAAUUUAGAGAUUGUUUUUAUGUUUUACAGGAGGAAUGGUCUGAAGACAUCCACGUUAUGCCGAUGUUCAUUUGCCUUCAGUGAAGAACAAGAGCAGUCAACUUCACUUCACAUUUUGCUGAGAAAAUAAACCACAGUUCAUGUGCAUGUGUCUGUUCCAAAACGAAAAUAUAAUUUGGGGUAGCUCUUGGACAUGCGAAUUGUUACAAUUCAGUGCGGUCUUCAGGCAUGUUAAUAGAAUUAGGAAGUUAUAUGUGAUCCCAGAAACUAUGUUGGAUCGAGUAUUUAUUUUUUAUUCACGUGUUCGCACGGACCGUCCUGUCUUAGAGUGAACUUUCAAUUAUGUAGCCGUCAUUGUGGCUAGCUGGACGGCCUUCGUCAAGUGCGUUUUAACUUAGGCUAAUUCAUGUCACUUGCUUGCAACAAUGCUAAUACUGUUUCAUAUUCAGUCAAA